AUGCUGACAAGGGUAUUAGCCAGAUAGAUGCGUGCAGCAUUCUCUGCCGCUAAGAAGUAAGCAGAGACUACAGCAACUACAACAACAACCAAAGCUACUACUAAAACAACCACAGGUCAAAUUGCUUAAGUUAUUGGUGCUGUCGUCGAUGUUCAAUUUGAUGGACCUCUUCCACCCAUCUUGAAUGCUUUGUAAGUGCAAGGCACUAGUCACAAAUUAAUUUUGGAGGUAGCACAACACUUGGGUGAUAGCAGAGUCAGAACAAUUGCUAUGGAUUCAACAGAAGGUCUCAUUCGUGGAUAACCAGUUUCAGAUUUAGGAGGUCCCAUCACUAUUCCAGUUGGUCCUGAGACUUUGGGACGUAUUAUGAAUGUGAUCGGUGAUCCAAUUGAUGAAAGAGGACCAAUCGAAACUAAAAUAAGAUACCCUAUCCAUAGAGAAGCUCCAAGUUUUGUGGAUUAAGGAAGUGGUGCAGAAAUAUUGAUUACAGGAAUCAAAGUCGUCGAUUUAUUGGCUCCAUAUGCUAGAGGUGGUAAGAUUGGAUUGUUCGGUGGUGCAGGAGUCGGAAAGACUGUGCUUAUUCAGGAAUUGAUUAACAAUGUUGCUAAAGCUCAUGGUGGUUAUUCAGUGUUUGCAGGGAGAAACGAUCUUUAUCACGAAAUGGUUGCAUCAGGUGUCAUCAAUUUGAGUGGAGGAUCAAGAUGUGCCUUAAUUUAUGGAUAAAUGAAUGAGCCCCCCGGUGCCAGAGCCAGAGUUGGUUUGACUGGUUUGACAGUUGCUGAAUAUUUCAGAGACGAAGAAGGAAAGGAUGUGUUACUCUUUAUUGACAACAUUUUCAGAUUCACAUAAGCAUGUUCAGAAGUGUCAGCCUUAUUGGGACGUAUCCCAUCAGCUGUCGGUUAUCAACCAACAUUGGCAACAGAUUUAGGUCAAUUGUAAGAACGUAUCACAACAACCAAGAAGGGAUCCAUCACAUCAGUCUAAGCUAUUUAUGUACCUGCAGAUGAUCUUACAGAUCCAGCACCUGCCACAACAUUUGCUCACUUGGAUGCCACCACUGUGUUAUCAAGAGCAUUGACUGAAUUGGGUAUCUAUCCAGCUGUCGACCCAUUGGAUUCUUCAUCACGUAUGAUGGACCCAAAUAUUGUUGGUGAAAAACAUUAUACAGUCACAAGAGGAGUUUAAAAAUUGUUGUAAGAUUACAAAUCACUCCAAGAUAUCAUUGCCAUUUUGGGUAUGGAUGAAUUGUCUGAAGAUGAUAAACUCACUGUCGCCAGAGCCAGAAAAGUAUAAAGAUUCCUUUCAUAACCAUUCUUCAUGAGUGAAGUCUUCUCAGGAAGAAAGGGUAAAUUCGUAUCACUCAAUGACACAAUUUCUGGAUUCAGAGCUUUACUUGACGGUGAAGGUGAUGAAUACCCAGAAAAUGCAUUCUAUAUGUAAGGAACAUUUGAAGAUGUCAUUGAAGAAGCCAAAAGAGUUGCAGCUGAAACAACCAAAUGAAAGACACCUUCAUUCACAUUAAAUAAAUAUAAUAUCGUUCUUAUUAUUAUUCACUUCA
This is a messenger RNA of Paramecium tetraurelia, 1558 nucleotides long. RefSeq lists its product as uncharacterized. The transcript is spliced from 5 exons. The record is from RefSeq and is a predicted model, not a curated record. Gene Ontology annotation, biological process: proton motive force-driven mitochondrial ATP synthesis; proton transmembrane transport. Lineage: Eukaryota; Ciliophora; Oligohymenophorea; Peniculida; Parameciidae. Gene Ontology annotation, molecular function: proton-transporting ATP synthase activity, rotational mechanism; ATP hydrolysis activity; ATP binding.